Messenger RNA from Eimeria mitis, 261 nucleotides. RefSeq lists its product as uncharacterized. The transcript has a single exon. Bases 1 to 261 code for a protein of 86 amino acids. The record is from RefSeq and is a predicted model, not a curated record. NCBI's taxonomy places the organism in Eukaryota, Apicomplexa, Conoidasida, Eucoccidiorida, Eimeriidae.
AUGCAGCUUCAGCAGCAUCGGCAGCAACACAAGGUUGCGGCGGUAGUAAAGCAGCAGCAGCAACAAUACGAAGCGGUAGAUGCAAUACAUCAACAGCAGCAGCAGCACGAGGCCGUGAAUGGAAUGCAGCAACAACAGCAGCAACACGAGGUAGAGGAGCUACGACGACAGAAGGAACAAAUGUUUCAAGGCAGUGGAGAAGACCCCAAACAUCCCCCACCCCACCCCCUCACCUUCUGCGCCUCACAGUCCACCACGUAG